AUUGUAGGAAGCAGAGAGAUUUGAUUUGACCAUCCCCAUGGGCAUCCCUAGUGUGUAUGUCUCACACCUUUGUUGACAAAGUCAUGAUAUGGAAUUGAAGCAGCGGCCUCUCUCCAACAACAUAUAUUUAUUUAUCAUUUUAUUUCCAUAAAUAAAAUAAUUUGGCCCCAUAUGAGAACAUAAAGAGGAGAGUCUCAUCAUCCCGAAAAAGCUAGAAGAAGAAGAAGAAGUUGAAUUCAUAGAUCUGAUCUAUCAGUAGAUAGGCAUGGAGAAUAAUAAUAACAACAAACAGAACUCAUCCUCUAAGCUAAGGAGCAAGAUCUUGAAGAUACUACCAAAAGCGGCGGCAGCAGUUCACGUGACAUUCCAGAACCCUCCAUUCAGCCCCGGCAGAGAUCAUCACAAUCACAAUCACAACACAGGUUCCUCAUCAGGAAGCAGCAAGCUCAAACCAUCACCAUUCUCUGGGCCCAUAAUGAUUCCAGAUGAAGCCAGAAGAAAGCCUAAGCAUGGUGGCAUCGAUACACAAGAACCCACCUCACCCAAAGUCUCCUGCAUAGGACAGAUCAAGAACAAGAAGAAACGGAUCAUCAACAAACAUAACAGUAACAGUAACACCGACACCACGACCAAGAAGGAGGGUUCAAAUAGGUUCCAGAGGAUGUUCUUCCACACUGGCAAACCAAAAACAGGGCUCAAAAACUCUUCUGCUAUUCCUGCUCCUUCUUCAAAGUCUUCUUACUUGCUUGCUCAAGAGAAUAAUAAUGCACUACCGAUUGGUCACAUGCGCCGCUUUGCCAGUAGCCGCGAAACGUUCUCUAAUUUUGAUUGGAAGGCUCAGAUUGCGCCUGAGGACAUCAAUAACAGGGAUUGCUACUCUGAGGAUGACAGACCCGCCGCCGGGAGUGACGUCGAAGAUGAACACGAUGAAGAAGAAGAGGUCGUUAUCCCUUUCUCAGCACCUAUUGGUGGCAGAGGUGGCUGCAAUGGCGAUUUUGGUGGCAGAGGUGUUGAUCAUGAGACUCUGGAUAAUUUGAAUUUGCAGCCACGGAAAGAGAUUAAUCUGUGGAAGAGAAGAACCAUGGCACCACCUAGGCCUCUUCAGCUCAAGCCAGUGCUCACGGCCAAGUGAUUAUUAUUUUUCUUCUUCCCCCUUUCAUUUCGGUUAAAGUUUGUAGAUUUGUUCUUUUCUUCUUUAUUUUUCCUGUUUCUUCUUAUUCUUAAUUUCUUAUUAUGAUUAGUAUUAUUAUUAUUAUUUACACUUUGUUGGAUCAUGUAUUGAUUCCAAACAACUGCAAGUAAUAGAUUUAGGUACAAACUAAAUAAACGAAUAUUAUUGUCCUUGUUCAUGGCGGCUUCAUGAGUCGCUAAGAGGCAUGCACACGGCACUCCUACCACUCAGCCAAUAUAAUACCUACAUACUUUUCAGAACAUUGAAUAAACAAACAAUGCAAAUUUGCAUGACCAUACCGGAAUAUUGUGAUUCU
Messenger RNA from Arachis ipaensis, 1487 nucleotides. RefSeq lists its product as uncharacterized. The record is from RefSeq and is a predicted model, not a curated record. Lineage: Eukaryota; Viridiplantae; Streptophyta; Magnoliopsida; Fabales; Fabaceae.